Messenger RNA from Rodentolepis nana, 366 nucleotides. The record is from the annotation of a GenBank genome assembly. Lineage: Eukaryota; Metazoa; Platyhelminthes; Cestoda; Cyclophyllidea; Hymenolepididae.
AUGGCUCUCAUCGAUGUAGCCCUGGAUCUCAAUGCUCCAGAUGUUGAUGAACUGAUGAAGAGCACCGAUCUCUUCACUGCUAUCCCCAGAUCACUUUUCAACACAUUGUGCCAACGCAAGCGCUACGACUACCUUCCAGUGAUAGAGUUGGCUGUUGCAGUGGCUCAGGCCUCAGCGACAGAAAAUUCCAAAUCUGCUUCUUCAACAGGCACCACCACAGUGGAGGGUUUGUUGCGUCGUUACGAGAACGCACUAAUGCUCUCACACUGUGAAGACGCCUCUUCGGAUGCCUCUCUUUUAACUGAUGAUGAUGCCUUGAAGAACUGUCGUCCCAUCCUUCUCAAUGCCAUUCGUGAUGCUUCGUAA